AUGACUAAAUGUGUAGAAAAGGUGAGGGGCAUUACUCAUCACAUGAAGUGGGCUUAUCAAAACUGGGAGGAAGUCAGGUGUGAUUCCCCUUUGCUGAGUGCGAAUGGAGUGUCAGGGGAUGGAGAUUUGGACCCCAGAACAGCAACUGCCUGGUUUUGUGUCCAGAAAGAAGACGAGGAAGGCAAUAACAAAGCAAGGAAGUACUUAACAUGUUGUGAGCACCAUGAAAAGAGAGAAGAAGUGGGAAGCGGAAGUGGAAAAAAUGGGGAAGGAGAAACAGGGGUUGAUGUAUUACAUAGCUCACUGUCCUCAAGUUUAUGUGCCUUGUAUCACUGCAAUGUGGAUAGUGGUAGUGCGGACAAACUCCUCUCCUGUGUGAGAAUGGCAGAGCUGAAACUGCGAGAUCAAAACCACCUCCGUCAAGGCAAGCAUCGCUUUUCAUUCCUCAGAGGUGCGAAGCGGGCGUUGCAGCAGCGGGCUGGCGGGGGCCCUGGUCUGGGCCAGCAAGCGGGCUGCUCUCCCCCCGGGCUGCGGGAAGCAUCUUUGCUGGCAGCAUCACCCUCCCUCAGAAUUGCUCUUCUACAACGGGUAGCAGAAUUGGAAAAGGUCAAUGCAGAAUUUCUGCGCACAAAGCAGCAACUUGAGCAAGAAUUUAAUCAAAAGAGAGCAAAAUUUAAGGAGUUAUACUUGGCUAAGGAAGAGGACCUGAAAAGACAAAAUGCAGUGCUGCAAGCAGCCCAAGAUGAUCUGGGACAAUUGCGGACCCAGCUGAUGGAAGCUCAUGCUGAAAUGGAGAACAUCAAAGCUAUAGCUACAGUAUCUGAGAAUACAAAGCAGGAAGCUAUCGAUGAGGUGAAGAGACAGUGGCAAGAAGAAGUAGCUUCACUACAAGCUGUUAUGAAAG
Molecule: messenger RNA, 904 nt
Organism: Fulmarus glacialis (Northern fulmar)
Lineage: Eukaryota; Metazoa; Chordata; Aves; Procellariiformes; Procellariidae
Exons: 5
Biological process (GO): Golgi to plasma membrane transport; endocytosis
Cellular component (GO): endosome; endocytic vesicle
Molecular function (GO): growth factor activity; GTPase activator activity
Source: RefSeq, a predicted model, not a curated record